Molecule: messenger RNA, 447 nt
Organism: Rangifer tarandus platyrhynchus (Svalbard reindeer)
Lineage: Eukaryota; Metazoa; Chordata; Mammalia; Artiodactyla; Cervidae
Source: the annotation of a GenBank genome assembly
AUGCGUUUACCAAAGGAGCAGCCCGUGGAAAGAUCCAAAGGGACUAAGAACGCAGAUUUGCCAGGAAGGCUCCUUGGCGUUCGCUGUUCCUCCCGUCUUUGCCGCGUCGUCCGCCGGAGUCGGGGCGGGGGGCGGGGGGCGGCUCCACCGUCAGGGCUCGGCCGGGAGAGGUUUGUUGGGAAGCGACGCUUUGGGAAGGGUCGCGAGGACCGCGGCCGAGCCCUCAAGGCGCCCCCGGACGUGGAGGGAGCAUGGGUAGGAGCUCGGGUGCGGAGUAACCAGGGACCCGACGCCGGCGUCAGUCUCGAGGCCCCGCAGACCCCGGCUGUCGGCGUUCUCGCAGCCGAGCCCGGCUCGCGCGCUCGGCUCGGCGCCACGGCCAGAGGGCGCCCCCUAGCGGGGGUUCGGGGCGGGCCGGGCCCUCCCGCCGCAGCCUCUGGGGAUUGA